AUGGCUACCCAUAAAGAAUUAUCGUCGGUAAAAAUUAAAAAGCCCAAAGAAAACAAUGAAAAACUAGCAGACUUAGCCGCUAAAAUUGAGGAGACAGAUGAAAUGAAGUUGAAAAUGUUAGCUGCACUGGAUAAACCUGAUCCUGACGAUAUUUUAUAUCCGCCUGAAUUAAAUGCCCAUUUGAUAGACCAACUAAAGGUAAUGACAGGUGAAAAUAACGAAUUACGCAAAUGUGUUUACACAAAGGAUCAAGAAAUAAAAGAACUUAACAAAACCAUAAAAGAUUUGAAUCAAAGAAUCCGGGAUCUCAUAUCCGGUAGCGGUCCUGCAAUUUCUUCGAAAUCAGCCGGAGUCAUAAGUGCCAAAAUAACGGACUUAUGCAAACAGAACAGACAUCUAGUUGCAGAGUUAGAAGGAUAUAAAACAAAAAAUGCAGCCUUGGAACGUAAAAUCAUGCAACUCGACAUUUUAAACAAAGAAAACGAGAAAUUAGAGGCAUGUCUGUGCAAAGAAGAUUUUCAAGACGGUAGUUCUGAUGAACUGAAAGAAUUGAACACUAAAUUAGCGGCAGUCAACAAAAAACUAUAUGACAGUAAAAACAGAAAUCUAGAAUUGAAGAAUGACAUAUUAGUGGCAACGAAAAUCUUGCAACAGGAGCUGGGUGAUAAGUUUACUAGCAUAAAAGAACUGCAGAAUGACCUGGCUGGAUGGAAAGGGAGGGCUCAACAAAUAUUACUUCUGCAGAGUAGAGUAAAUGAGCUAGAGGAGAAAUUGAAUGGGAAGCAAAAGGAUAUGAUUGAGGUUAAAAGAAAAGACCAGAGUCAGAUAAUAAGAGAAUUAGAAAUGAAGAGAAAAAAGGACGUAGAUUUAGCAAUGAAAGAGCUAGAAGUUCUAAAAGAGGAGAACCAAGAUUUGAAGAGGAAAUUGGACGGAUCUCGCUGCAGAAUUAGAAAUUUAGAAUGUGACGUUACCACCAUUAGGCAGAAGAUGCAAACGUUUGUGGAAAAGAGCAAGCAUGAUGAUAUGUUGAUAAAUGAACAAAGGAAUCAGUUAAAAAAUUCCGAACUCUAUUAUCAAGAGAUAUUAAAAGAGAACUCUUCGAAAAUGAACAAAAUGAAUACUGAAAUUAAUGAAUAUCAGAAACAGAUAAAAAAUACUGAUGCUAAAAUUGAUGCAUUGCGUAAACAAGCGAACGAAAAAGCAGCAAAAAUAGAAGAAUUGCGAGCCCAAUUAUUGAGAUAUGAAGAAUGUUCACUACAAAGUGUGUUUUUCACUCCAAUGAAAACCGCUACUGAUAACGAAAUAAAAAAACUAAGCGAGUUAAUCAUAACACUAAAUACGAGAAUAGACAACGAAAGACACAAAUGGGAAGAACAAGAAUCGGCAAACAGAAAACUUAAAGAAAAGAAGAAACGCCUAGAAAGAAAGAUUAAUAAUUUAGAAGAAGAACUUAAGACCUACAAAGAAACCAGGAGAACUUCAAGGCUUUCAAGGACAUCCAUGCAAAAGGAGACAACUUUUGACGCUUUAGGUACUAAUACUGUGACCAAAAAACAGUCUUCGAUUGCAGCUGUUGAAAAACCAAGCGAGACUUCUUCUGAAUCUCAACCAGCUGCAGACUAUGAAACUUUAGAUAAAGAAGAAUUGAAAUUCAAACUUGAAUUAGCUGAAGAAAAAUUAAAAAUUAUGGAGGACAAAUUAAGGAUGAUUGAAGAAGAAAAACAAGAUGACUUCAAAAAUUUAACCGAAAUGAUACAAACAUCAAAACAGUUGUUCAAUGAAGCACUAGCGGUGUUGCAACGAGAGAAGUGUAACUGUUCCUGA
Messenger RNA from Bombyx mandarina (wild silkworm), 1824 nucleotides. RefSeq lists its product as uncharacterized. NCBI's taxonomy places the organism in Eukaryota, Metazoa, Arthropoda, Insecta, Lepidoptera, Bombycidae. Gene Ontology annotation, molecular function: protein-folding chaperone binding. The record is from RefSeq and is a predicted model, not a curated record. Gene Ontology annotation, cellular component: centriolar satellite. Gene Ontology annotation, biological process: cytoplasmic microtubule organization; non-motile cilium assembly.